GCAGGGGUAACGUGUAUUCGUUUUUGCACGCCGAUAGAGCUCGAAUUUUAGAAUGCCGAAGGGUUAUAGAGGCCUCUCUUGGUCGCGGUCAAGAUCAAGGUCUCCCAAAGAAAAGAGAACAGGUCCUAGGGGCUCUAAUUCUUUUAAAAGAUCUCCCAGUCCACCACCCCGUAGAAGAUCUAGAACCCCUGAGAGAAAAAGACGCUAUUCUAGAUCUCCUCAACGAGUGCAGAGAAGAGACAGUAGGCAUGAAGACAGAAGCAGAGGGAAACGUGAGGAGAGGUCCCCAAGGCGCAGAUCUCCUUCACCCAAGAGAGGAAGAAGACCAUCUCCCAAGAGGCAAGAUUCCCGAAGAGAUGACAGACGAGAAGAUAAAGAUGAAAGACGAGAUAGACGUGAAGACAGAGAUUAC
Owenia fusiformis is the source of this 412-nucleotide messenger RNA. The record is from the annotation of a GenBank genome assembly. NCBI's taxonomy places the organism in Eukaryota, Metazoa, Annelida, Polychaeta, Sabellida, Oweniidae.